AUGCUUGACAGCUGCGUGCGGCCUGGUGGCCUGGUGGCCUGGUGGCCUGGUGGCUGCGGCGCCCUCGCACGCCACGCCCGCUGCCUGCUUGCGGCGGAGACAUGGCUGCUCGGCGCCGCCAAGGGUGACGUGACUGCCAACGAACGCCUUGCCUUGGACAGCAGAAGGCAGAUGGCAGAUGGCAGAUGGCAGAUGGUCUAG
This is a messenger RNA of Ustilaginoidea virens, 201 nucleotides long. RefSeq lists its product as uncharacterized. Lineage: Eukaryota; Fungi; Ascomycota; Sordariomycetes; Hypocreales; Clavicipitaceae. The transcript has a single exon. The record is from RefSeq and is a predicted model, not a curated record. Bases 1 to 201 code for a protein of 66 amino acids.